Tachyglossus aculeatus (Australian echidna) is the source of this 2211-nucleotide messenger RNA. RefSeq names its product bestrophin 1 (gene BEST1). Gene Ontology annotation, molecular function: chloride channel activity. The transcript is spliced from 10 exons. NCBI's taxonomy places the organism in Eukaryota, Metazoa, Chordata, Mammalia, Monotremata, Tachyglossidae. The coding region runs from base 1 to 2211 and encodes 736 amino acids. The record is from RefSeq and is a predicted model, not a curated record.
AUGACGGUGACCUACACCAACCGGGUGGCCAAUGCCCGCCUGGGCACCUUCUCGCAGCUGCUUCUACAAUGGCGAGGGAGCAUCUACAAACUCCUCUACUGCGAAUUCCUCAUCUUCCUCACCUGCUACUUCUCCAUCAGCCUCAUCUACAGACUGUUCCUCAAUGACAGUCAGAGGCUCCUGUUCGAGAAGCUGUCACUCUACUGCAACAACUACGCCGAGCUCAUCCCUGUCUCCUUUGUGCUGGGUUUCUACGUGACACUGGUGGUCUCUCGCUGGUGGGGCCAGUACCAGAGCAUCCCGUGGCCCGACCGGCUGAUGAACCUGGUGUCCAUCAGCGUGGAGGGCGAGGACGAAUACGGGCGGUUGCUACGCCGCACCCUGAUGCGCUAUGCCAACCUGGGCGGCCUGCUCAUCCUGCGCUCCGUCAGCACCGCCGUCUACAAGCGCUUCCCAACCACCGGCCACAUGGUCCGCGCGGGCCUCAUGACCCCAGAGGAGCACAAGCGGUUCGAGGGGCUCGACUCCCCGCACAACAAGUUCUGGGUCCCCUGCGUGUGGUUUGCCAAUCUGGCAGCGAAGGCUCGAAGGGAGGGCCGGAUCCGGGACAGCGUCAUGCUCCAGGGCAUCCUGAGCGAGCUGAACAACUUACGCUCCCAAUAUGGGCGGCUGUAUGGCUACGACUGGAUCAGUGUACCGCUGGUCUACACACAGGUGGUCACUGUGGCCGUCUACAGUUUCUUCCUGGCCUGCCUGAUUGGGCGGCAGUUUCUGGAUCCGGCCAAGGCGUACCCUGGUCACGAGCUGGACUUCUUUGUGCCCGUCUUCACUCUCCUCCAGUUCUUCUUCUACGCAGGCUGGUUGAAGGUGGCAGAGCAGCUCAUCAACCCCUUCGGAGAGGACGACGACGACUUUGAGACCAACUGGCUCAUUGACAGGAACCUGCAGGUGUCCCUCCUGGCUGUGGACGAGAUGCACCAAGACCUGCCUGCCCUGGAAAAGGACAUUUAUUGGCACCAGACGGACCCCCGGCCGCCCUACACCGCGGCCACCGCCGAGUCCAAGCGCGCCUCUUUCCUCGGCUCCACGUUCGACAUCAGCAUGCAGAAAGAAGACAUGGAGUUCCAGCCCCUGGAGCAAAUCAAAGAGAACGAGAAAGUCAACCACUCGACCCCUUUCACGAGCCACUUCGGCCGCCUCUUAGGGGCACGGUCCCCCGGUUUCUCUCGGUCCUCUUCGCGGGCGAAGCUGCUGAGCAAAAGAAACGAGAUCUCCCCGAUCCCCCACUGCCCCUACCGGGACGCGGGCAACGAAGACUGCACGCUCCUGCGGGAAUUUGACGCCUUCACGUCGACUCCCUUCUGCGACAGGCCCGGCUUCUACAGCGCCCCGCAGACCCCCAUCAGCUCCUUCCCCAUGGUCCUCCCGCCCAGACGCCCAGGCCGCAAGAAGCCUCCCGCCCUCUCCUGCAUCGCCACCUCCUCCGCUUCGCCACGGGACAACUGUGCCAAUCCGUCUCCCUCCCGGGCCAGCGACGUGGACAGGAGUCAGAGCUCCGUGGCCUCUGGUGCGAGAGACAGUUUUGUCUGGCCCACGGAGAGGAUCGAAGCCUCGGGCGCCUCGGUGGGAACCACGGACGGGAACCACCCGACCAAGCGGGCCGGAGGGCUCAGCCCCCACGGGGGCUCGGAAGUCGAGUCCGCAACUUUGGAAAGUCCCACGCAUCCGUUCUGGCAGGAUUCUCCCGAUUUGGAGAAGCAGACUGGCUUUGGGACGUCUAAGAGUUCAAAAGGUCACCGUCAGCCCCAGCUGGCUCUGGAGAAUGCACCCCAAGACGGCCCCAACACCGUCUCUGUCAACCCCCCGGCCACCUCCACGGGGUCAGACGACCAUCCCAGCUUCCCGACCCUCACCCCUCCGGCGUCAACACUGCCGGAGCAGGCUAGGCUCAGGAACCCGUCUGCUCCCUUCGGCACAGGCUCAGGAGAGGCUUCCGGCAUCCUCUGCCACGCUUCUAGAGACUUUUCAGGAUCUUCCACCAACUCGGGAAAUGGAUUCGGUGCCCAUCGCACCAGGGAGCCCAGGAUUGCGGAGAACCCCUCCCCCAACGACUCUGGCAUCUCCCUGGCAGAGGGAGAGGUGGGAAGGCUCAUGGAAGCGAUCCUGGAAGCUGGGGAGUGCCUCCCCGAUGAUGAUCAGACAGACAUGUGA